CGGGCGCGUACAGAUGACGCAAGCACCGUUUGGGUCCCACUGAAAACACAGGAGCUUGUGGCGGUAUUAGAAAACAGCACAGCCAUGAACUGGAACAAAGGUGGUCCAGGUAUUAAGCGAGGCUUUGGGUUUGGAGGAUUUUCCCUUGCGGGGAAAAAAGAGGAACCUCAACUUACUCAAAAGUCUCACACAUCAUUCGGGCCCCCGGGGUCCAGUGGGGGAUAUGGGAAGAACCAGCAGCUUCCAUCCUUCUACAAAAUAGGGACAAAAAGAGCCAAUUUUGAUGAAGAAAAUGCGUAUUUUGAAGAUGAUGAAGAGGAGUCCAGCAGCAAUGUGGAUCUGCCGUACAUCCCAGCUGAGAACUCGCCCACACGGCAGCAGAUGCAGUCUGGUGGCGGCUCAGACAGUGAGGAUGAUCCACUGGAUGCCUUUAUGGCAGAAGUUGAGAACCAAGCAGCUAAGGACAUGAAGAAACUAGAGGAAAAGGAAAAGGAGAAAAAGUCAGCCAAGGGUAUUCGUGAUGACAUUGAAGAAGAGGAUGAACAAGAAGCCUACUUCCGCUACAUGGCAGAGAACCCCACAGCCGGGCUGACACAAGAGGAAGAUGAAGAGAACAUUGACUAUGACAGUGAUGGAAACCCAAUUGCCCCGACCACUAAGAAAAUCAUCCUGCCCCUUCCUCCUAUUGACCACUCUGAGAUUGAUUACCCACCGUUUGAGAAAAACUUCUACAAUGAGCACGAGGAGCUCAGCAACCUGACUGGAACUCAAGUGUUGGAGUUAAGGCAGAAACUGAACUUGCGGGUGUCUGGUGCUGCCCCUCCUAAACCUUGUACUAGCUUUGCCCACUUCAAUUUUGAUGAGCAGCUAAUGCACCAGAUCCGCAAGUCUGAGUACACUCAGCCCACUCCAAUUCAGUGCCAGGGUGUGCCCAUAGCUCUGUCUGGACGUGACAUGAUUGGUAUCGCAAAAACUGGCAGCGGUAAAACUGCAGCUUUUAUCUGGCCCAUGCUGGUUCACAUCAUAGACCAGAAGGAGCUGGAGGCAGGGGAGGGGCCCAUCGCAGUAAUCGUGUGCCCCACCAGAGAGCUUUGUCAGCAGAUCCAUGCAGAAUGUAAGCGCUUUGGGAAAGCGUACUCGCUGCGUUCUGUGGCGGUUUAUGGAGGAGGCAGCAUGUGGGAGCAAGCAAAGGCUCUGCAGGAGGGAGCAGAGAUCGUGGUGUGCACUCCGGGUCGUCUGAUUGACCACGUUAAAAAGAAGGCCACAUCCCUGCAGAGAGUGACAUACCUGGUGUUUGAUGAGGCUGAUCGCAUGUUUGAUAUGGGCUUCGAAUAUCAGGUUAGAUCUAUUGCCAGCCACGUCCGCCCUGACAGACAGACCCUUCUGUUCAGCGCCACCUUUCGAAAGAAGAUAGAGAGGCUAGCCAGAGACAUCUUGGUAGAUCCUAUUCGUGUGGUGCAGGGAGACAUCGGAGAGGCCAAUGAGGAUGUGACCCAGGUGGUGGAGAUGCUGCACAGCGGGUCGGAUAAAUGGGGCUGGUUGACCCGGCGGCUGGUGGAGUUCACCUCCUCCGGCUCAGUCCUCAUCUUCGUCACCAAGAAGGCCAACUCUGAGGAGCUGGCUACUAACCUGACGCAGGAGGGCUACAGCCUGGGCCUCCUGCAUGGAGACAUGGACCAGAGUGAGAGGAACAAGGUCAUCAGUGACUUCAAGAAGAAGAAUUUGCCCAUUUUGGUGGCCACUGAUGUAGCCGCUCGUGGUCUGGACAUCCCGUCCAUUCGCACGGUGGUAAACUACGACGUGGCGCGAGACAUCGACACACACACGCACAGGAUCGGGCGAACCGGGCGUGCCGGAGAGAAAGGUGUGGCUUACACCCUUCUCACCAACAAAGACACCUCGUUCGCUGGUGACCUCGUGAGGAAUCUGGAGGGAGCCAAUCAAGGCGUUUCCAAAGAACUGAUGGAUUUAGCCAUGCAGAAUCCCUGGUUCAGGAAAUCCAGAUUUAAAGGUGGCAAAGGAAAGAAGCUGAAUAUCGGCGGAGGUGGACUUGGUUACAGAGAGAGACCAGGUUUAGGGGCUGAAAGCUCUGAACGCAGCAGCAGCAGCAGCAGCAUUUUGUCUUCCACUAGUAGCUACGAAGGCUACAGCAAACCAACCACUGGGGCGAUGGGAGACCGCAUGUCAGCGAUGAAACAAGCCUUCCAGGCUCAGUAUAAGAGUCACUUUGUGGCUGCAUCCAGUGGUCCUCCAAAGCUCAGCACCAAGUCUAGCAGCUCUUCAGGCUGGACCAGUGCCGGCAGCCUGAGCUCUGUGCCGACAGAGUCCGCCAAUGGCUCCGAGCGGUCCAGUGUUGCCGCCAUGACCCUUUCGGGCUUCACCAGCGCUGGCUCCCUAAGCUCAGUGCCCACCAGUCAGACCAGUUCACAGCAAAGCUUCACUCCAGCCGCACCUCCUCCGCUAAGAGAUAGCUCACGGGACAGACACGGGGAGGACUGGGGGCGCCACGGAGACAGUCACCACCGCCACAGCGACAGGAGCGAUCGGCACAGCGGCGAGAGUCGCCACGGGGAUCGAGAUCGCCAUGGAGACAGAGACCGCGACCGCUACGGGGACCGGGAUCGCUACAGCAGCAGCAGCAGCAGCAGCCGCCACAGCGACAGUCGUAACGGAGACGGGAGCAGCAGGAGGGACAGAGAGGAUCGGAGGAGCGAGAGGGAUGGGGGAGAUGGGAGGGGGGACAGAGGAGAUGAUAGCUUUGCUGUUCCCGAACCACCAAAACGUAGAAAGAGCAGGUGGGACAACUAGGAAAAAAAAAAUCAACACAAUCAAUAAAAUAUGUGCAACCAACUGCUCCAUGACGAGCUUGUCUGUUGUGUAGGCAGAAAUUCAGAGCAUAUCAAAGGCUGACACACAAGCACAGGACGUUAAGAGGUGGUUUUUGUGGACUUUUUUGAGAAACGGGAAGGGCGCUGACUCUCCCGUCAGGUCGGUUAGGACCUCACGAUUUGGGUCAGAGCCCGACAGAGUUUGUAGACAGAUAAACACGAGCAGCUCAGAGACAGCCACUGUACAUACAUCAUCAAGACUGUUUAGUUGUAAGUCAAUAGGAUCAAGCAAAAGAGCUGUAAUGAAUUCUGCUGUCGGUAAACAAUUCCAAAGGAUGUUUUGGUUGUUGUCUUGUUUCUUCUCACUGAGCUCCUAACAUGCUUUCGUGCUUGCAAACUGGACUCUGUAUUUUUUUUUUUUUUUUUUUUCUAAUGGAUCUUUGCCAAGUGUUUGUGUGUUUUGCAUUUUAAUCUACAAAGCUAACUCUUAGAGCUCGUUUCAUUUUCGAAGGCGCUCGGUGAUGAUUCACAUUCAUAGAUGUCAAAGAGUAGAACUCUUUUUGUGUCUUGUAUUCGAGUCGUAGUGAAGUGCCUUCCCCUGGCAUUUAGUCUAUGCUUUUGAAAUGUUUUUCAAGAAGAUGCAUAUGUUUGUGUGAGGAAUUUCCCGCGUUCAUUCACACACGGAAAAUGUGAAGUUUUGAUUAAAAAGACUUUGGCAUCUA
Thunnus maccoyii (southern bluefin tuna) is the source of this 3550-nucleotide messenger RNA. RefSeq names its product DEAD (Asp-Glu-Ala-Asp) box helicase 42 (gene ddx42). Gene Ontology annotation, molecular function: ATP binding; nucleic acid binding; RNA helicase activity. The coding region runs from base 85 to 2808 and encodes 907 amino acids. NCBI's taxonomy places the organism in Eukaryota, Metazoa, Chordata, Actinopteri, Scombriformes, Scombridae. The record is from RefSeq and is a predicted model, not a curated record. The transcript has 18 exons.